Molecule: messenger RNA, 396 nt
Organism: Neurospora tetraspora
Lineage: Eukaryota; Fungi; Ascomycota; Sordariomycetes; Sordariales; Sordariaceae
Exons: 1
Coding region: 1-396 (131 amino acids)
Source: RefSeq, a predicted model, not a curated record
AUGGGCGCCCAGGGUACCGACUUCCACCAGAUGAAAAGUCGCAAAUUCCAAGCCCACCGUGACGAGGAGGAGGGGGAUGAGGGACAGGAUGAGGAGCAGGAUGGAUCCCACCCACUGCAAUCUCAGCGACAAGAGCAACAACCACGGAAAAUUAUAACCGACGUCUUCAAGAAAAACCUCGCAGCUAAAAACGUCUUGGGUUACAAGGAAUCAACAAGCGGCGUGGUCAUUGCCAAUGGAAGCUAUCCUACUACCACUGCCGAUACCACAACAACUGGAAAUAAGGACAAGAGCAGCGGCUUGUUUGCUACGUCCUCCAAGUCUAAAGUGGUGAUUGCCCGUGGGAGUUGGGCUAUUCCCAGUGACAAGUCGUCCAAGAACCAGAAGACUGUCUAA